UUCUCUAAUCGUUUAAAAACAAGAAAUGGACAGUGACGGGGGUAAGGGGGGAUACCUAGUCAUAUUUUGCGUCGUCACUGUAAGCGAUCACGACUCUCAAAAAAACUGUUUACUUCUGAGGAUCACUUUAGCACCGUCCUAAAAACCAGAUUCAAAUUCGACACAAACCUUCAAAUAGCUGCUCAUGGCCUCAGCGAUGAACAGAAGGAGUUUCAGAAGAUGGCAUUUGACUUCGCAGCCCAUGAAAUGUCUCCACACAUGGCUGAGUGGGAUGAAAAGGAAAUCUUCCCGGUGGAGACCAUGCGAAAGGCUGCCCAGCUGGGGUUUGGGGGGAUCUAUGUACAGCCGGAGGUGGGGGGAUCUGGCCUGUCUCGCCUGGACACCUCGGUCAUCUUUGAGGCGUUAUCGACAGGCUGUGUCAGCACCACAGCCUACAUCAGCAUUCAUAACAUGUGUAACUGGAUGAUUGACACCUUCGGCAACACCGAGCAGAGGGAGAAGUUCUGCCCUGAGCUUUGUACGAUGGACAAGUUUGCCUCUUAUUGUCUCACUGAACCAGGCAGUGGCAGUGAUGCUGCUUCGUUACUCACUACUGCAAAGUUGGAAGGACACCAUUAUAUCCUCAAUGGUUCCAAGGCCUUCAUCAGUGGAGGAGGAGACACAGACGUGUACAUAGUAAUGUGUCGGACGGGAGGGAAAGGUCCCAAGGGGAUCUCCUGUGUGGUGGUGGAGAAAGACACUCCAGGACUCAGCUUUGGCAAGAAGGAGAAGAAGGUGGGAUGGAACUCUCAGCCAACUAGAGCAGUGAUCUUAGAGGACUGCCACGUCCCAGUGACCAAUCGGCUGGGUCAGGAGGGACAGGGCUUCAACAUUGCUAUGAGAGGCCUGAACGGAGGCAGGAUCAAUAUUGCCUCUUGUUCUCUUGGGGCGGCCCAUGCAUGUGUACAGCUGGCGAGAGAUCACCUACUAGUACGCAAGCAGUUUGGAGAGGCUCUCUCCAACAACCAGUUCCUGCAGUUUAAGUUGGCAGAGAUGGCAACCAAGCUAGUGGCAUCACGUCUGUUGCUACGCGAGGCUGCCGUGGCACUGCAGGAGAGCAGGUCUGACGCUGUGUCCCUCUGCUCCAUGGCCAAACUCUUUGUCACUGACGAGUGCUUCAACAUCUGUAACCAGGCACUCCAGAUGCAUGGUGGAUACGGUUACCUCAAAGACUACGCUGUUCAACAGUUUGUCCGGGACAUCCGAGUACACCAGAUACUGGAGGGAACAAAUGAAGUGAUGCGGAUGAUAAUUGCCAGAAGUUUACUGUCAGAGUCUGGAUAAAUGUAAUGCCAUGGGCCAUCCAAAAUGGACUUUGUCUUGAAGGGGUGGUGGUGGCAGCCAUCAUGUGGCGUGUGACUGGAUCCCUCAAGUGUCUUUUUAAAGGGGGAAAAUACUAUAGCAGUUUUGUUUUUGAGAUUGUAAACAGGACAGGAGGACCUAAUGGAAUUAAAUGUUAUGUAAACAUGUGAUUUAAAUAAGUUACUCAUUGAGAGAUACAGUAUGGAAGUGGAACCACGUUAUAAAUGUAAUAUUUCUCCAUGCUGUAUUUUGUGGUUAAGUAUUGUGAAGCGUUUUGGUUGUCUUGCAAUAAAAACAAUGCAUCUAUA
Oncorhynchus tshawytscha (Chinook salmon) is the source of this 1649-nucleotide messenger RNA. RefSeq names its product acyl-CoA dehydrogenase family, member 8 (gene acad8). Gene Ontology annotation, molecular function: acyl-CoA dehydrogenase activity; flavin adenine dinucleotide binding. Bases 220 to 1323 code for a protein of 367 amino acids. Gene Ontology annotation, biological process: lipid metabolic process. Lineage: Eukaryota; Metazoa; Chordata; Actinopteri; Salmoniformes; Salmonidae. The transcript is spliced from 11 exons. The record is from RefSeq and is a predicted model, not a curated record.